UUACUGGGGAGGGCAAAUCGGACUGGGAGCGUCGCGAGUUGAAGAAACUUUCUCAUAAACUUUUUUUCUUCAUGCUUUGUGAGAUAGAAAUGACUAUUUUAACCGCAUUUCUCAUGUUCAUAGUUUCAGUGGCCGAUGACUAAAUUAUAGUUGCUUUUAAACGUUUAAAAAAUCUAUUUUUUCUUUUUUUUAAAUCACAGUCAUUCAUUCCUUUUGGAUUUACAAUUUUAGGAGCAAUCGGAUUUCACGGGACAGUUUGGAUCAAAUCAUCAAUCACCUGUUGCAAAAAGAAAGAAAUGAGCCGCAUGUAUUUUGCUUGGAUAAUAUCAUGAUCAUGUCACAAAGAGUUUUUUGACCGCGUGGAUAUAAAAUGUGCUACUUACAGGUGCUAUGGGGAGCUGGGAUUCUGUGGCUUCUAAUGCCGCUGCCAGUGCACCAACAGUCCCAGGGAGUUCCAGUGUGCAGCGGCACCAUGAAUAAACUCAGCAUCUCCGGGACACCUGAGAUGCACUACACCACUUUGAAGAACAUGUAUGAAGGCUGUGAGAUUGUCAUGAGCAACCUGGAGAUUACUUACUUGGAAAACAACCGGGACAUCUCCUUUCUAAGGUCUAUCAGAGAAGUGAUGGGCUACGUGCUGAUUGCCAUCAACCAGGUUGACUAUUUGCCUCUGGAAAACCUUCGUGUCAUUCGUGGGACAAGCCUCUUUGAAGAUCAUUACGCCUUGACUAUUAUGGUGAACUAUCAGAAAGAUGGGACACUGGGUCUGAGACAGCUGGGAAUGACUCAUCUGACAGAGAUCCUGGAAGGAGGGGUGAAGAUCCAAAACAACGCUUUCUUGUACUAUGCAUUGACAAUUGACUGGAAAGACAUUGUGAAAGAGACUGCAAACAUUACCCUGGAUACCAAGAAGACUGGAUAUGGGAAAUGCCACCCAUCUUGCAACAACAAAUGCUGGGGUCCAGCUGAGAAUGAAUGCCAGACUUUGACAAAAAAAAUCUGCGCUCCCCAGUGCAAUGGCCGCUGUUUUGGAACAAGUCCAAAUGAAUGCUGUCACAUUGAGUGUGCAGGAGGCUGCUCAGGACAACAGGACACAGACUGCUUUGCUUGCAGCCAUUUCAAUGACUCUGGAGCUUGUGUGCCCAACUGUCCAUGGCCACGCUUCUAUAACAAGCAGACCUACCAGGAGGAACCCAACCCCAAUGCCAAGUACCAAUACGGUUCAAUCUGCGUCAGCCAGUGUCCACCUAACUUUGUGGUGUACGACAGUUCAUGUGUUCGUGCCUGCCCAAAUGACAUGAAGGAAGUGGAGAAGAAUGGAAUGAAGCAGUGUGUGUCCUGUGGGGGGCCUUGUCCAAAAACAUGCAAGGGGACUGGCUCCAGUAACAGACAGACGGUGGACUCGAGCAACAUUGACAGCUUCAGAAACUGCACCAAGAUUCAGGGGAACUUGCAUUUCCUCACCACUGGCAUUGAUGGUGAUCCUUGGCACAACAUCUCUGCUCUUAACCCUGAGAAACUGAAGGUUUUUGAAACAGUGCGUGAGAUAACAGGCUGCCUGAGCAUCCAGUCCUGGCCUAAACAAUUCAACGACUUCAGUGUUUUUAGAAAUCUUACAACCAUCCGAGGACGAACACUCUACCAGGGUUUUUCACUUCUGAUAAUGAAGCUGCCCAAUGUGACAUCUCUGGGCCUGCGCUCUCUCCGGGAAGUCAGUGCCGGCAAAGUUUACAUCAGUGACAACAAGCAACUUUGUUACCACUACACCAUCAACUGGACAACACUAAUGAAAUCGCCUGCAAAACAGGGGACUGACAUCAAGAAUAAUCGGCCAUAUAACGACUGCACAUCAAAAGGACAGCUGUGUGACCCACUGUGCUCUAGUGUUGGUUGCUGGGGUCCAGGACCAGAUCAGUGCCUCUCUUGCCAGAACUUUAGUCGAGGAGGCACAUGUGUACCAGAAUGUCAUUUUACAGAAGGGGAUAUUCGCGAGUAUGCCACAAAUCUUGGCGAGUGCCUUCCCUGUCAUCCUGAAUGUGAGAACAUUGACGGUCAGCCCAGCUGUAGAGGACAGGGUCCAGAUGCAUGUGCUUCAUGUGCACAUUUCAUAGAUGGUCCCCACUGUGUUGAAUCCUGUCCUCAGGGCAUUAUGGGAGAGAAGGGGCCCAUUUUUAAAUUUGCUAAUGCUGAGCAUCGAUGUGAACCAUGCCAUCCAAACUGCACUUCAGGGUGCAAAGGUCCUAACUUGGAAGACUGUAGUGGAAUACCAGAACCCAUAAUCAGCAAUCCAGUCACAGCCAUUGUUCUAGGUGUCAUCGCAUCUCUUAUAGUCUUGACAUCUGUCUUUGUGUUGUGUGUGUUGUAUCAACGUGGGCUGGCAAUCCGUCGCAAGAGAGCCAUGAGGCGCUACCUGGAGAGUGGAGAGGGCAUAGAGCCACUGGAUCCCAGUGAGAAAGGCACCAGAGUUCACACCCGCAUAUUCAAGCCCACAGAACUUCGGAAAAUCAAAUUGCUUGGUUCAGGAAUCUUCGGAACAACAGUACACAAGGGAGUGUGGAUUCCAGAAGGAGAUACUGUGAAGAUACCUGUUGCAAUCAAAACUAUCCAGGACCGAACUGGCCGGCAGACUUUCCAUGAAAUUACAGAUCAUAUGUUGUUCUUGGGAAGUCUGGAGCACGCCUAUAUUGUGAGAGUGCUGGGGAUCUGCCCUGGUGACAGCCUAAUGCUCAUCACCCAGCUCAGCACCCAUGGAUCUCUGCUUCAACACAUCAAACAGAAGAAAGACAAUCUUAGCUCACAGCGCCUUUUGAACUGGUGUGUACAGAUUGCAAAGGGAAUGGCCUAUUUGGAGGAGCAAAGACUAGUUCACAGCAAUCUGGCUGCCCGAAACAUCUUAAUGAAAUCGGACUUCAUUGUUCAGAUCUCAGAUUUUGGGAUUGCUGACCUGUUGUAUCCUGAUGACAAGAAAUACUUUUACAAUGAUAUUAAAAAGACACCAAUUAAAUGGAUGGCCUUGGAAAGUAUUCACUUCCGGAAAUAUACCCACCAGAGUGAUGUCUGGAGCUACGGUGUAACGGUGUGGGAGAUGAUGUCAUUCGGAGACGAGCCUUAUGCUGGAAUCCGUCCACAGGAAGUUCCUGAAUUGCUGGAGAAAGGAGAACGUUUAUCUCAGCCUUCCAUCUGCACCAUUGAUGUGUAUAUGGUCAUGGUGAAAUGUUGGAUGAUUGAUGAGAAUGUCCGGCCCACGUUCAAGGAAAUAGCAAGUGAAUUCACUCGCAUGGCAAGAGACCCAUCACGCUUCCUUGUCAUUAAGAGAGACAGCAGUAUUGCAGACCCCUACUCUGAAGAGUCCCCUCAAAGAAUGAAAGCAUUAAAGGACAAGGAGUAUGAGAUGGAUGAACAGGACAACUUAUCACUUGAGAACAUAGCCUCAGGAUACCUCUACCAACCUUCUACACACACCCUGACACGCAACCACAACUCCUCGCAGAUUCUAUUUACAUCAACCAGCCCCGCUGGAUAUAUGACAAUGACCAAUGUGCCAGGAGUGGAAACUAUCAGACAGGUGUCAUUGUUUUCACGCUCCCGGAAUGGUUCAGCCCGUACCCAGUCUGAGUCAUCAGAAGGCCAUGGCACUGUUUCAGAGGCAGAAAUGAAUGAAGAUGGUUCCUUGGUUGGCAGUAUGCGCAGAACCCGGCGUCGAGAAGACAGUGCUUACCAUUCACAGCGCAUCAGCUUGACGUUACCAUCAGAGCCAGAAGACUCGGAUGAUGAUGAUUAUAAUGGAUAUGUCAUGCCAGGUGUAUCAUCUUCAACUGAGAGAGAAGACUGUCCCCUCUCUUUUUAUGGGUCACAGAACAGCACCCUACCUCGCUCAAAAGCAUCCAGGGGAAGGAUUUUAAAAGGCAAGUCUGAGCAGAAGAUUCCAGAUGAUUAUGAGUAUAUGAAUAAACAGAGUCGCCUGUUAGGCUUGGUAGCUGGAAGUGUAAGUAGUGAGUUGCCACAGCUGCAAAAGGAAGAACGUGUUGAGUAUGAAUACAUGGACACAAGCAGUGCAGCUACAGAUUCAGCAGACCCUCUGGGAGCCACCUCAGUCAAAGAUGACCAUACCACAUCUGAAGAAGAAGAGGACUAUAAGUAUAUGAACAAACAGCCCAGGCUUACUAAGUCGCUGCUUCAUAACCAGACAAAACCUCAGCCUGGAAUUGCUAUUUGUGAAAACCCAGCACAGGAACUGAUAUCUGCUUCACCUUCACCAGAGAAUCCUACCCCAGAACAUCAGGAAUACGAAGAGAUGGAUAGAAUUGUUGUGUCUGAAUCACCAGAGCUUUUCAAGAGUACGAGUUCCCUCUCUGUCUCACCUCCUACGUAUCAGAACUUCCCAAAAGUGGACUUAACAAUUGAGAAGGGAAAAAACAUGAAUGGAUUUGUAAAAGUGAGAGCAGGAUGUGAGCCUGGUCAAGACCACUCAUUUGAUAACCCUGCUUACUGGCACAGCAGGCUUUUCCAAAAGCCUGACCCAUUACGUACAUAGUAAGUGCAGACCUGAACUGGGGCAACGCCAGGCUGGUUCUGGAAAGAAAGAGAAUCAAGCAGCCCCAUAUCCGGACCCUUGCAUGUGAAGGAUGUGCCAAGUCUUUUCCUGUAACUGGUUGGGAACUACAAACUUAAAAUAUGGAACUGGAAAACAAACUAUAUCCUAACCACAAUCUAUGACCAGCAUUGGCCAGGCUUGGGGGAAAAGUUGAAAUUGCACUUCAGGGUGCAGGAGUUCACCAGACUUUGUGUUUUAUAAAAACAAGGGCAAUGCAUACUUGUCCUUUAAAUACAUUAUUUUGACCAUUUUUUAAAUGUUUUGAAUAAGUAAAGGGCAUUAUAAGCAAUUGUGGAUUAUAAAUUAUGUUUCUAGUCUGGACUUUGGACUACGGUCAUUUCCUGAAGGGAAUGGCCCCUAUCCAGGUAGUUGGAUAGCCAUUAUUUUGAGCCUAAAAAUUUACCUCAAGAAAAAAAAUUAAAAUACACCAAAGAACAAUAGAAGCAAAGCGGGUUAUUGAAGGUGUUACACUUACCUCAUUCCUUAAAUCUAAUGUUGUAAUUUGUCACUAGUGGGAAAUGUACCAUUGUUUUACUCAUUAUUUACAUUUAUAUGCAUUUUUGAAAUCCUUAGCCAAGCCAAUGAUAUUACAGGUCAGCGGUGUACUGCAUAUUAGACAAGACAACACAACAGCACAAUGUAUCAAAAGUACCACAAAAUCUAUAUCAGUGAUUGUUUUCUAAGUUAAAAGUUACAAAAACGUUUCUACAUAUGUGUUGGUGAUCCAAUUACAAUACACGGCCUACAGUUUAAUCAGUAGUUUUUUGUAACCCCAAGUAAACAAACCUGUCUGUGCUCAAAAAAGAAUGUGUAUGUUUGUACAAAAUAUUGUUUGGGGUUGUUUUCUCCAUAAAUAUGUCAUAUACAGUGAUCAAUUUAUGAGGUAAAGAAUCUCACUGCAGAAUCGAGAGGGCUGGAAUGUUAAAUCCUAGAAAAAUCAAUCCACUUCCUUGCUUUUCUUUUCAAUAUAUGACUUUGUUCAAUCAUUACACACCCAGUUUCUCCCAUUGCUUAAAACAUAAGUAGUAUAUGCACUUACGAGUCUGAAUGUAAUGUCUUCCUUCAGUAUUCUCCUUUACUAUGCAUUGAAGGCAGCUGGAUGGUGAUGUAGCAGUGAAAAGAAUAACAUAAAAAGAAUAAUUAACACAAUAUUUACUCACUCAUUCUGGAGCCUAAUGUUGUGUUCACAUACCAAUGGACGGAUGGGAAAUGUGAGUUUCUAACUUGGAAAUUUCAUGUGGACGCCCUACAAAAUCUGAGCUAAAAAAAAAAUGCUUCCCAAAUUCUCCGAGUUGUGACAUAAUGCUACCCUUUCAGUCAGUUUCAUAAAAUAAAAAACAUAAUCUGGUCAGGUAGAAAUGGCAUUUUUGGGGUUGAACUGCAUUUGGAGUGAUUUGAUACAGAUUAAAUAAUUUUGUUUGCUUUUUAUCAUUAAAUUGCUUUUGUUUGUUGGCAGACCAAGUUAACCAAUCAACAGCGACUUUUCCUUGGUCCCAGAAAUUCCUGUGAAUGCACUGAAGUGGCACAUGUCACAAAUGGGACUCCUGAAAACUCCCUUAGUAUAUGAACACAGCAUAUGCCAGCAACAUUGAAGGCAAAGCAGAAACAACCCUGGAUGUUGCACCAGUCCUUUGCCAACACAAUCACAAUCACACGCACACACAUACACACACACACACACACACACUCUGCCACAGUCAAAUAAGGCCAGUUGAGAGUUACUAAUUAACUUAAAGUGCCAGUAGUUGGGAUGUGGGUAACACUCAAGCAGACAUGGGACAAACAUACAGAUUCCACACAGGCCUUGCCCCAGUCUAAAAUGCAAACCUAGGACUCAUGAGCUAGCUCUCUGUUAUUUAUUCCUGUAGAUGAUGUGAAAUCAUUCAUUAAGCUGACUUUUUAGAAUAGUGUAAAUAGUAAGCAUUUUUGCCAAAUGAAUUGAUUUUUGACUGUAAUCACUUUUUACCAUCAAUCAAGUGAUUACAAUAUAAUGUAUGCUUAUGACUCCAUUAUAUACCAUUAAGUUCUAGAUCACAAAAUGCUGGCACAUUUGUGUAUUCUUUCAUUUAGUUUCAAAAUCUAUUUGCUCCAAUAAAGGGUACUGGGAGGUAGGACAAAGCCUAUCCAGGCAACAUCAAGUGUUGGACUGCAUGCCAUUCCUUUAUUAGUUAAAGUUUCACACACACAGUCACUUCUAAAUAGCUAAUGUACAGUAAAAGCGCUGAAUUAAAUAAAUGAAUUCAUUAAAAAAACUACAGCCCUGGUAAUGUGAUUAACUGCACAAUACACAGGCAAAAACAGCAAAUGGUUCAGGAUCAAACCAAAGACGUGAGGGCGAGCACUGUCCCAUACCCAAACCACCAUUGUACAAAGAAAAUCUUUUUUACUGACGUGGCCCCCUACAGGUUUAAAUGUUUCGAUAAUGUAAAUGAACAAAUUGACAUGCAUUCUUGAGUAACUUCUUUAUUUGUUUUAAUUACUUUAUUUUUUUUACUUUGUCUGUAUACUUUUCAAAAUAUCAUUUUGUAUUAAAAUAUCAGUACUGAA
Molecule: messenger RNA, 7141 nt
Organism: Erpetoichthys calabaricus (reedfish)
Lineage: Eukaryota; Metazoa; Chordata; Cladistia; Polypteriformes; Polypteridae
Gene: erbb3a
Product: erb-b2 receptor tyrosine kinase 3a
Exons: 28
Coding region: 371-4534 (1387 amino acids)
Biological process (GO): positive regulation of kinase activity; multicellular organism development; nervous system development
Cellular component (GO): basal plasma membrane; signaling receptor complex
Molecular function (GO): neuregulin binding; neuregulin receptor activity; ATP binding
Source: RefSeq, a predicted model, not a curated record